Messenger RNA from Xenopus tropicalis (tropical clawed frog), 2221 nucleotides. It is a transcript of the gene snx3, whose product is annotated as sorting nexin 3. NCBI's taxonomy places the organism in Eukaryota, Metazoa, Chordata, Amphibia, Anura, Pipidae. Gene Ontology annotation, biological process: regulation of protein transport; regulation of protein metabolic process. Gene Ontology annotation, cellular component: early endosome; endosome; phagocytic vesicle. Gene Ontology annotation, molecular function: phosphatidylinositol phosphate binding; phosphatidylinositol binding. The record is from RefSeq and is marked provisional.
CCUGACUCCUGCUUUCUGCUGCCGCCACUUCCGGCACCCACUCACAUAGUGUGGAAAAGUCGCCUGGAUUUAGGGACCCGAUUCUACUCUUUCCUACUCUCCAUCUCUUAAUCCCGGUAACAUGGCGGAUACAGUUGCGGACACUCGCCGGCUGUUGAGCAAACCACAGAAUCUAAAUGAUGCCUACGGACCCCCUAGCAACUUCCUUGAGAUUGAUGUGAGCAACCCGCAGACUAUCGGGGUUGGCAGGGGCAGGUACACUACUUAUGAGGUCCGCCUGAAGACAAAUCUUCCAAUUUUUAAGCUGAAGGAGUCUUGUGUUAGAAGACGAUACAGUGAUUUUGAAUGGCUAAAAAGUGAGCUUGAAAGAGAAAGCAAGGUGGUAGUACCUCCUUUACCCGGAAAAGCUUUCUUUCGGCAACUUCCAUUUAGAGGAGAUGAAGGAAUAUAUGAUGACUCUUUCAUAGAGGAAAGGAAGCAAGGCCUCGAACAAUUUAUAAACAAAGUUGCGGGACAUCCAUUGGCGCAGAAUGAACGGUGCCUUCAUAUGUUUUUACAAGAUGAAAUAUUAGACAAGAACUACACCCCAUCCAAAAUAAGACAUGCCUAAGAACUGGAAAAUGAACUGAAAUACUAUGACAUUAAAACCUUAUAAAUUUACUGUCAUCGGCAUGUUACAAUCUGCUAUUAUGAAUGUAACAUACUAAUCGCCAUCUUCUUUCUUUAAGUGUUGUUCUACAAACUGGUUCAUUUGCAGAUAUUGUGACUGCUUGGUUGCCUGUACUGGACUGUAGUUAGUCUUGUUUUACACAUUGAAAACCAUAUGUGUUGUUGAUAUUUUUUACAAUGGCCGUAUACAAAACUAAGAUAAUGAUUGUCAUAGCAUUUUGAAAAGUAUAGAAAUUCUGUCAGGAAGCAGACAAAAGGGGUUAUUUUACCCUGUCUAUUUAAGGGAUUCUGUCAUGAUUUUAUGGUGUAGUUUCUUAUUACUAGAUUACACUGUUUACAUAGCAAAUUAUUCACUCUACCAUAUACAAUGGUAUUCUUGAACCACCAAAUGUGUUUUUAGCUGUAAUAUUGGUGUGUAGGCAGUCAUCUCAGUGCAUUAUGCCCGAGUCUGAGCUUUUAGAAAGAGCCAGCACUUCACAAUGCAACUGCUUUCAGUUAAGCUGUUUCUCCUACUUAGUGUAACUGACCAGACCAAUGGCCAUUUUACUAUUGAGUGCUAUUGUCAUAUUUACCACUGGAUGGGGAAUGGGAACAUUUAAUUUUUGCAAUAUAGGUGUCGGGAAGCUGAUAUCUUGUUACCUUUCCAUUGCUCUAAAAAAAGACUGCUAGGAGGGAAAGGAAAGGGGGUGAAAUCAUUCCAGCUUGUGUGUGUGUGUGUAUAUAUCUGUAUCUCCUUUACUGUCCGAGCUAAUUGAGGCCAAUGGCACAUGGGACAGUUUCCACAGUGUAGUUUAGCUGGCAGAAAAAUGCACAAGUCACAUGGCUGAGGGCACCUGGAAAACUAAGAAUAUGUCUAGCCCCCACAUCAGAUUAUAAAAAUAAAUGUAAAAAAACGUUCUUUUGAAAACUGGAUUUCAAUACAGGAUUCUGCUGGAGGAGCACUAUUAACUGAUACAUUUUGUAAAAAUAACAUGUUUUCCUGUGACAGAAUCCCUUUAAAGGAGUAUUUUACAGUUUUAGGCAGUGUCCCAUUUGACUUGCUUCCUUUCAUUUUUUCUUUUUUUAAAUCAUAUUUUGCAUUAGUUAAUGAUUGGGGCCUUUUACAAAGCAAUGGUUAUACAAUAAGUCUGUCCCUGCUGUUUUUCAAUGGCAUAUUUAGAAAGAUGUGUAAAAUUUUAUGCCAAAAAAACUGUGUAAAUGGCCCAUGUGUAAAGAUCUGUAUUUUGCAGUUAUCGAUAAAAUAAUGCCAUAUAUCACAAUCAUGUAAAUAAUCUAUUACACAGAGCAAGUCUGCAUAUUUAUAAGUGUGUGUAUUUUACUAUUCUAAAGCCUAAAAUGACUCCAUUGUUUUACACCACUCUACACAUGGCACAAUGGGACAAUACAGGAUUCAAAGUAUUUCUGAAGUAAACAGUGUAGAUUGGUGUGUAAUACGUUUUAACACUAUGCACUGGUUUUAAUGUGGCUUUUUCCAAAGUAAUGCUUAUUUUACAUUAGAUUUUUACCUUUGACUGGGCAUUUGCAUAUCAUCACCAUGCAGCUUAAUAAAUGU